Molecule: messenger RNA, 1174 nt
Organism: Branchiostoma floridae (Florida lancelet)
Lineage: Eukaryota; Metazoa; Chordata; Leptocardii; Amphioxiformes; Branchiostomatidae
Product: putative ATP-dependent RNA helicase TDRD12
Exons: 9
Coding region: 184-900 (238 amino acids)
Biological process (GO): transposable element silencing; germ-line stem cell division
Source: RefSeq, a predicted model, not a curated record
AGUUUUAUGGUGAAGUUUAGAAGGUGGCGGACGACGUGAAAGUGUCAGGAGUCCUCACAGUCAUGACAACAGAGCUGAAAUAUAGGCAGGAAGAAGGUUGUAGGAGUCAAGAAAUUGUUUGGACAUCAUAUUCCGUGCAAGAAAGGAAGUCGUGUGUUCGUUCCUGAGGAAACAACAAUCAAAAUGGAGAUCACAAUUUUGAAGGUUGUGAAGGCGGACCAUUUCUGGGCCAAGGAGGCCCCUGGGACACAGAUGUCGGAGGAGACCAGGCAGUUUGUACAGUUAUCCCAGCAGAUCAAUGACUACUUCAGUAUGGAUCAGACCAUGUGUGUGCCAGCACAGGGACAGUACUGUGUUGGCAAACGUCCAGAAGACAAGCUGUGGUACAGAGUCCGGGUGAAGACUAUCUUACACUCCAAACAUGGACCACAGGCUUGUUGUUUCCUGCUGGAUUAUGCAGCAGAGUGCCAAAUUCCAUGUCAUUGGUUGAGAGAAGCCCCACCACGGUUUAUGCAGCUUCCCUGGCAGGCUAAGGAGUUCCGUCUGUACGGUCUACAGCCAGUCACGUUAACCACUUCUAAAGAAACCUUCGAAACCACCAAAGAGGCCUGUAACAGGUAUGAUACCUCAGCAAACGAGUAUGUGGGCAAGCUGGUGAAAGAAUCCUCUGCUGGUGCCUAUGUGCGUGUCCAGUCUGUGGACAGCGACGGUGUCCAUCACGUAAAGCUGUACUUGAGAAGGACCAGUGGCACUGUGUGUGUGAACGAUGACCUUGUCUCAAAGGAGUAUGCUGUGUACAAUGAAGACAAGGAAGGUCCUCGCCAAGCAGCAAAGUUGGGGGCAGGAAAGACGAGUAACCUUCUUCAUAUUAUCUUUGUUUCAGUGUUGUGGUCAAGUUAAGAUUUGUGUCAACAGGUUUUGUCCAUGUUAUGUUGGCACCUUCCUUUUCUUACAGUUACAGUGCACCAUAACAAUUUACUCUAACAAACUGUUUUGCGUUUUAGGAAUUGAUUUCUAUCAGCAGAUCUCUUUGUUUGUGUAUUAUUAUUUGCUGUUUUAAGAGUCUAAAUCUUUGUCAUAUAUUGUUUUAUAUAGUCAGGAAAACUUAACAGCUGUACGUAAUACCGGCCAUAAGAUUCUUGAAAAUUUGUGUGUUGAUUACUGCACCAAUAUC